This is a messenger RNA of Hypanus sabinus (Atlantic stingray), 4670 nucleotides long. Its product is annotated as olfactomedin-like protein 2A. Lineage: Eukaryota; Metazoa; Chordata; Chondrichthyes; Myliobatiformes; Dasyatidae. The transcript is spliced from 8 exons. Gene Ontology annotation, biological process: signal transduction. The coding region runs from base 360 to 2252 and encodes 630 amino acids. The record is from RefSeq and is a predicted model, not a curated record.
GCCGAAGGGAUACACCAAUACCAUCCGUCAUUAUCCCAUCCAAAUGAAAUCAUUUUAAUUUUGCCGACAGGGGACUUCAAUAAGCUGGCGGCCCCUCUACCCCGUGCAGCGGCUGCACAGGGGGCUGGUGCUUUACUGGUAAUCAUUAAUGCCCCUCCCUCGCAUUCAAUACACAGUGGGGAUUAAAAAUAGCCUUCUCUGCUGGGAAAACGGAAUGUGUAGCGCACAGUCGCAGUUGCCAUAGCUUUAAAGGAGGAGCUGGAUGCAAGACUUUGGCGUUCUUGCCCAUGUCCGUGUUGUCACCGAGAUCUCGCCUCAAGCUGCAACCUCUUUGAUUUCUUCAACACCGAGAAAAUAAAAUGCAUUCACUAACAACGCGGAUACUUCUAACAACGGUUCUUUAUCUUCUCAUCUUACCGCAAGCAGUAUUUGCGACCAGUAAGUUGUUUGGGGAAAGUGAUCAAGUCCAAAUGAUAUCGGAGGGCUCCGACUGUCGCUGUAAAUGUAUCAUGAGGCCACUGACGAAGGAUGCCUGCAGUCGCAUACGGAAUGGAAGCCUGCGCUUCGAGGACUUCUACACAGUCGAAACCGUCAGCUCUGGGACGGACUGCAAGUGUUCCUGUGUGGCUCCUCCAUCAUCUCUCAACCCCUGCGAGAACGAGUGGAGGAUGGAAAAGCUCAAGAAACAGGCUCCAGAAUUUUUUAAGUUGCAGUCACUCGUUGACCUCCUGGAAGGCACCUUGUACAGCAUCGAUAUGAUGAAAGUGCACUCGUACAUACGGAAAGUGACAACACAGAUGAACAACCUUGAAGAGACCAUCAAAUCAAACCUGACCAGGGAGAAUAACUUCAUGAAAGAGAGCGUGAAAAACCUUUCUGAUCAGAUGAGACGCUACGAAAACUACUCUGAAAUUAUGCUCAGUGUAAAGAAGGAAAUUUCAAAGCUGGGUCUCCAGCUCCUGCAGAAGGAUGCAGGUGCGGAAGAUAAGCAACAGGACACAACUGGGCCAAAGGGCGUGAAGUAUUUAAAUAAAGUAGAGAACAAGAAAAAGCCACCGGCCCGAAAAACCCCUCCCAAGGUACCAAAAACCAAAGUGAUUAAACCAAAGAAGGCAGCUGCAAAAACCAAGCCAGCCGCCUUACUCAAAAUACCACAGCCCACCAGCAAGACCAAGUCUGGUGUCCAGCAGCCGGGUAUCAUAAAAAGUGUCACCUACUACAUAGCCGGAAGGCGCGAAGACACAGGAAAUCACGGUAAGAAUAGUUCUUCUAAAGGGACAUCUCGUUCCAAGGAUCAGGAGUUACGAACGGGAGAGAAGUCUCAGGGUUCUCGCGAAUCUGAGGGAGCUGACAAGCAUGCGGAGAGUUCAGCCGCAGCUCCAUUCCCCAAAACCAAUCCAAUCACCACAGCUGGGUCUGGCACAAACGCCACAGAGACCCCUCACACAACCAGGCCAAAUACAGUCGGUGAAGGUGAAUGUUAUGGGACAUUGUCAAUGAUCGAACCUCCUAUCAAACACCAAAGUUAUGGCCGUAAUGAGGGUGCCUGGAUGAAAGAUCCCUUGGCAAAAGACAACCGGAUCUACGUGACCAACUAUUACUAUGGAAACAAUCUGGUAGAAUUUAGAAACCUUGAAAACUUUAAACAAGGACGAUGGAGCAACCUGUACAAGCUUCCUUAUAAUUGGAUUGGAACAGGUCACGUUGUCUACAAUGGGUCAUUCUAUUAUAACCGGGCUUUUACUCGAAAUAUAAUCAAGUAUAAUAUUAAGCAGCGUUACGUGGCAGCCUGGUCUCUUCUUCACGACGUGGUUUAUGAAGACUCUACACCGUGGAAGUGGCGAGGACACUCGGACGUUGACUUUGCCGUCGAUGAGAGUGGCCUCUGGGUCAUUUACCCUGCUUCAUAUUAUGAGUUCUCCCAGCAAGAAAUCAUAGUCAUCAGCAAACUAGAUCCGACUGACCUCUCAAUGAAGAAAGAGACAACUUGGAAAACAGGCCUCAAACGUAACUCCUAUGGCAACUGCUUCAUCAUCUGUGGUAUUUUGUAUGCAGUUGAUACCUACAAUGAAAAAGAAGGGCAAAUAUCUUAUGCAUACGAUACUCACACAGACACUGAGAUAAGUCCAAAGUUACCCUUCAUCAACGAAUACACUUAUACCACCCAGAUUGACUACAAUCCCAAAGAGAAGGUUCUCUAUGCAUGGGAUAAUGGUCAUCAGGUGAUCUACAAUAUCAUUUUUGCAUUCUGACUUUAUACAGAAACAUGGCCCAUCACACAGCACUUUUAAUUUGUUUUGUUUUAAACAUUUAUAAAGAAUGAGAAUUUGCACUUGGGCUGGUAGAGAGGAUUAAAUGGAAGGCAACCCUUGUAUUAAGUGAUCUUGAGUAAACAGUAAGUUGAUAAAUAUGAUGAUUUAUGACUGUUCUACAUGAGUACAAUGUAUGACACUUAAAUAUUACCAUUUACUACAGAACAGUGCCAUCCAGUAUUUAGAACCAAAUGGCAGAUUUACAAAGCUCCUCCCUUUACGCAGGAUGUAGAAACACAGAAAACCUACAACACAAUACAGGCUCUUCGGCCCAUAAAGUUGUGCCAAACAUGUCCUUACCUUAGAAAUUACCUAGGGUUACCCAUAGCAUCUAUUUUUCUAAGUUCCAUGUACCUAUCCAGGGGUCUCUUAAAAGACCCUAUUGUAUCCACCUCCACCACCGUUGCCAGCAGCCCAUUCCAUGCACUCACCACUCUCUGCAUUAAAAAAGUUUACCCCUGACAUCUCCUCUGUACCUACUUCCAAGCACCUUAAAACUGUGCGUACUUGUGUUAGCCAUUCAGCCCUAGGAAAAAGCCUGUGACUAUCCACAUGAUCUAUGCCUCUCAUUAUUUUAUACACCUCUAUCAGGUUUCCUCUCAUCCUCUUUCGCUCCAAGGAGAAAAGACCAAGUUCACUCAACCUAUUCUCAUAAGGCAUGCUCCCCAAUCCAGGCAACAUCCUUGUAAAUCUCCUCUGCAACCUUUCUAUGGUUUCCACAUCCUUCCUGUAGUGAGGCAAACAGAACUGAGCACAGUACUCCAAGUGGGGUCUGAUCAGGGUCCUAUAUAGCUGCAACAUUACCUCUCGGCUCCUAAACUCAGUCCUAUGAUUGAUGAAGGCCAAUGCACCGUAGGCUUUCUUAACCACAGAGUUAACCUGCGUAGCAGCCUUGAGUGUCCUUCAUCAGUAAGAGAAGUAAUCAUGAUGAGAGCAGUUUAAAGCAGACUAAUGCCACCUCUUCAGAUAUUUCAAACUGGAAAUCUGCAUCUUUGAAACACCACCAACAAAGUAUGUUCCAAAACUGCCUCAAUGAAAUCCACUGAAAAGAUCAGCCAUUUUAAUUAUAUCUGUAGUGAGUCUAGUUAAGACAUUUUUGAUUGAUCGCACAAAACCACUCACAAAAUGUUGGAAGAGAUCAGCAGGUCAAGCAAUCGGCGUUUUGGGUUUGAUCAGGAGAGUCUCGGCCCAAAACACGUUAUGAUGAAAGGUCUUGUUCUGAAGCAUAGACUCUUUAUUCUUCUCCAUAGAUGCUGCCUGACUUGCUGAGUUCUUCCAGCAUUUUGUGUGUGUUACUCUCAAGUAUCUGUAGAAUCUCUCGCAUUCUUGUUAAUCACAUUUCUUUAAUGGUUAAAUGGCCCCUUUGCAAAUUUUAGUUGCUUCAGUGGCAGAACAAAAUUGUCAGUGAAACAGGUUAGCCAUGAAUUGCACGUUGAACAAGAUUCUACUUUGCCUGCCAGACUGUAUAGUGAAUGGCUAAUCUGCUACUGCCUAUACUGCACACCGCUGAAAUUAAAACUCAUUGUCCCAUGAGUCUAUGUUAGUAUUAAUGUGUCCAAAUUUGCACUGCAUGUUAAACAUAUCUUGUAAUUUGCUGAAUAGUGUGAAACUAGGGCUACUCCUAUGCUUCAAGCACUGUACUCUGUUGCCUCUUGAUUGGAAAAUGCAUACAUUGUAGAUCUAUGAAAACAACCUGUGUAAAUUAUGCAAAUAGACUUUGAUUUAAGGAUUUGCACAGGACGCAAAGCUGUUUCUGUACAAAGAACAGAUUUUAAGUAAUACAAGAAAUACAAAAAUGUGUCUAUUAUUACAAUUAUUUCAGAAUAAUGUUAACAUUUUUAGAAUUCUGUGUUGCAGUUGGAAGGCUGGAAAGGAAUAAGCACAAGCAAGACAUUUUGCAGGUCAAAGUCAUAUUGCGUGGUCUAAGAUAUUAGGUGAUGGUAUAGAUUUGAAUGACUUAAGCUGUGGCACUUUGCCAUAGCUAUUGCUCAAGCCGUUAUACUCACAAUCCUAUACGUUAUACCAGUUUAUUUUAAUUCAGAUUUGCGAAAGAAAGCUUGAUGGUUUAGACAUUGUCUUAAAGAAAUAUUGUACACCAAUGCUGUGUAAUGGCUAUAUAUAUACUCCUCACAUCAUCUCUUUGUAAUGUUUUUGCUAUGUGUGGAGACACUAUCACAGUUGGUAUCUCUGAUAAACAGUGUUUUGCUAAUUGUGUAAUCAGAACAAGAACUCAGCCUGCAUACUUUCCUCAUUUACAAAUGCUUGAAAUGGAACGCUACCAUAUUUUGUUGUGUUAUCUCAUUAGAACCGAGAAUAUGGUUAUAAAGGUACUUUGAUAAAAAAUGAUUCAAAAAUCUU